AUGGAGCCUGAAAAUUUUCAAGAAUCGAAGAGAAGGAGAAGAGGCCCAUUGGGCAGACCACUGGGUCGCGGUGCUCUUCUCAUCUCGGCGGCAGGUAGGACUUGGGGGUGGAUUUGGCUGCGGGCGGCGGCGACGACGGCGAUCUGGGGGAGGGGUAGAUUUGGCUGCGGGCGGCGGCGGCGGCGACGGCGGUCGCGCGCGCGCGGAGUGGGAGGUGCAGGGGCGCAGCAGUCGCCUGCGGCGGAGACCGGAGAGGGAAGCGGCGGCAGUCGCGCGCGCGCGGACGAAAAGGGAGGUCCCGUACUGGAGCGCUGGGCUUCUACCCUGUCAAAAUUACCUGCAGAAAUCAUGACGUCUACUGUCAGUGUCAAAGAUGAUAAAGAGGAACUGCUCUAUCCAACAGGAGGCCAAGAUUGAGAUUUUGAUUGGCAUUUGGCAAGCAAAGGAAUUCGACUAAACUGGUGGCUGAAGAGGGAGGCAGCAGGUGCAGAGGAACUGAACCACUUGGAAGGUUCCUGUUGUGGCUUAAUUCCGCUGUUCUUCUCCUCCUUGAUGUGUUCUGAACUAGUAACGCGUUGUGUCUGAGAAGAGACCCUAAGUGCCUGUAUAAAUCAAUUAAGUGUAAGAUGGCGGAGGGAAUUAAGAUGAUUUGUUACCUUGUAAGUUGUGGAUGGGAUUUUCUUCCUUCAAUAGACAAACCUAGAACGUUAAUUAAGCACAGAGCAAACUUAUAUGCACAAAAAUGGUACGUGGUCUGGCCAUGUUGUACACUUGAUUCAUAUUGUUUCUGGACAAAGUCUUUCGGUUGAGGGAGAAUA
Molecule: messenger RNA, 818 nt
Organism: Lolium perenne
Lineage: Eukaryota; Viridiplantae; Streptophyta; Magnoliopsida; Poales; Poaceae
Source: RefSeq, a predicted model, not a curated record